AUGCCAUCAAAUGGCGGUUUGGCCGAGUGGUCUAAGGCGAUUGAAAAUCAAUUCCGUUCGCGGGCGCAUGUUCGAAUCAUGCAGCCGUCGUUCCAUUUAGGCGCAAAAACUUCAUCAAAUGGCGGUUUGGCCGAGUGGUCUAAGGCGAUUGAGUAUGUUUCUCUCCAUCAAAACAAAUCCACCAAAACAUUCACUAACAAUUCCAACAGCUAG
This is a messenger RNA of Penicillium verrucosum, 213 nucleotides long. RefSeq lists its product as uncharacterized. Bases 1 to 213 code for a protein of 70 amino acids. Lineage: Eukaryota; Fungi; Ascomycota; Eurotiomycetes; Eurotiales; Aspergillaceae. The record is from RefSeq and is a predicted model, not a curated record. The transcript has 3 exons.